Diaporthe citri is the source of this 456-nucleotide messenger RNA. RefSeq lists its product as uncharacterized. NCBI's taxonomy places the organism in Eukaryota, Fungi, Ascomycota, Sordariomycetes, Diaporthales, Diaporthaceae. The transcript has 2 exons. Bases 1 to 456 code for a protein of 151 amino acids. The record is from RefSeq and is a predicted model, not a curated record.
AUGGGAAUGUACAACACCACCGACCCCGACCCCGAUAUCAACUACAGCAUCACAUUCACAUUUUCAGCAAUCGAGGUGAACCUGGCCAUCAUUGCCGCUUCCAUCCCCGCCCUAUGGCCUUUGGUCCGCGGAAGAGUGGGGAAAUCAACGACAGCGGCUAGUAGCACCUUCAACGCAACUCGGCGAUAUACCAAGCACCAGCAAGAAUGGAUUCGGACCAACGAUCAGAACGAAAGCUCUGGGAGUCAUGACGACCAGAGUGGUAUCGACCUCAAUGAUAUGAGGGGUGACCGGAUGGUCCAAACGCACAUCAGCAGAGGCUCGUUGCCUAAUGAUUCGGACGAGGAGAUACUCCCAGACCGUGGUCACCGGAAGGAAGACGGAUCUAUACUGAAGACCACUCAGAUCAGUUACUCGGACCACUCUGGGCUACUUGAGACUAUCUUCGGCAACUGA